Ornithodoros turicata is the source of this 699-nucleotide messenger RNA. RefSeq names its product acireductone dioxygenase-like. The transcript is spliced from 5 exons. The record is from RefSeq and is a predicted model, not a curated record. Bases 88 to 588 code for a protein of 166 amino acids. Lineage: Eukaryota; Metazoa; Arthropoda; Arachnida; Ixodida; Argasidae. Gene Ontology annotation, biological process: L-methionine metabolic process. Gene Ontology annotation, molecular function: acireductone dioxygenase [iron(II)-requiring] activity.
ACUUUCCAGAUAAAGCAAGGCAGAUAUAAUACCCCUGGUGCGCAGAUGGAAUACAAACAGCGACUGUAGUAUGCCGCAUAGAAAACCAUGGCUGAGAAAGCACUUGCGAAGGACAGCGUUGGAAUGGAUACCUCAAGAGUGAGGGCUUGGUAUCUGAACGAUCCAGAGACGGUUCUGGGUACACAAGAAGUCGUGCAGAUCCUCGGUGAAGGCACCGUGAUCUAUCAAGCGUCAUCCGAGGCGGAAGAGAAGGCAGCACUAGACUACAUUCGUAAGACCAAACACAUAUCUGCGGAGGAUCGCUUGUACAUAUCUCCGAAGAGGGAAGACCACCAAUCUACGCUUCACCAAAUUGGCCGGGAGCACAAACACCCGGAUGAGGAGGUGCGCCUCUUCGAACGAGGAACUGGAUUCUUUGACGUGAGAGACCCACACGACCGCUGGCUCAGAGUGCGCCUGGCACAGGGAGAUCUCCUCAUCCUACCGGCCGGGAUUUACCAUCGCUUCACGCCUGCUAGCCUUGAGGAAGAAAUCACAGUGCGCAGAUUAUUUACGGACGAAUCCAGCUGGGUUGCAGACUUUCGCUGAGCAUUGUCCGCAGCAAGAAUGCGAAACACAGAUGUGCUCCUUUUACAUAGGUGGAGUAUAGAAAACGAAUGUAUAUCACAUUGGGUCAUUAAACGUCAUGCCAUUGCGAUA